UGAAAUUUGUGAUUUCUUUGGGCCUAAAGAUAUCCCGAAAGCCCAAAAACAAAGAACCUACUGGGCUUCUGGCUUGCAUAAUAAUUGCAUCCUCAACAAAAACCCUAGCUCUUCAUCAUUUCUCCAUUCGGUUUUGGAGCUUCAGCAGCAGCAGCAGUCACAGGAAAACUUCACCUCCGAAAUGCCGUUCAAGAGGUUCAUUGAGAUUGGAAGGGUUGCUCAGAUCAACUACGGCAAAGAGCAUGGGAGGCUAGUAGUCAUUGUUGAUGUCAUCGACCAGAAUAGGGCUCUUGUUGACGCCCCUGAUAUGGUCCGAUCCCAAGUGAAUUUCAAGAGGCUCUCGCUCACUGACCUUAAGGUUGAUAUUAAGAGGGUCCCCAGGAAGAAGGAACUCAUUAAGGCUAUGGAGGAAGCUGAUGUCAAGAACAAGUGGGAGAAGAGCUCUUGGGGGAGGAAACUCAUUGUCCAGAAGAGAAGGGCAUCACUCAAUGACUUCGACAGGUUCAAGAUUAUGUUGGCUAAGAUCAAGAGGGCAGCAACUGUUAGGCAAGAGCUUGCUAAGCUCAAGAAGAGUGCAUCUUAAGCAUUUCUUACUUGAAAUUUUCAAAUUUUGUUAUGAAUUUCGAUCAGAUAGUACACCUUGGUUGUUAUGAGAUUCUGUAUGUUAUUGACAGAUUUUCUAAGAAGUUCUAUUGCGAUAUUUUUGUUAGUGGAUUGA
This is a messenger RNA of Arachis stenosperma, 718 nucleotides long. Its product is annotated as probable 60S ribosomal protein L14. The record is from RefSeq and is a predicted model, not a curated record. NCBI's taxonomy places the organism in Eukaryota, Viridiplantae, Streptophyta, Magnoliopsida, Fabales, Fabaceae. Bases 182 to 583 code for a protein of 133 amino acids. Gene Ontology annotation, cellular component: ribosome; cytosolic large ribosomal subunit. Gene Ontology annotation, molecular function: structural constituent of ribosome; RNA binding. Gene Ontology annotation, biological process: translation; ribosomal large subunit biogenesis. The transcript has 4 exons.